Messenger RNA from Ilex paraguariensis (yerba mate), 1098 nucleotides. The record is from the annotation of a GenBank genome assembly. Lineage: Eukaryota; Viridiplantae; Streptophyta; Magnoliopsida; Aquifoliales; Aquifoliaceae.
AUGCAUACUGACCAAACCACUGAUGAAAAAAAUGACUCCUACCCUUUUCCUCUUCCUCCUCAACACAGCCAUGGUUGUCGCGGCGGCAACUCUUCGGACUGGAUUCUUCNAAAAAUGACUCCUACCCUUUUCCUCUUCCUCCUCAACACAGCCAUGGUUGUCGCGGUGGCAACUCUCCGGACUGGAUUCUACUUGGAAACUUGCCCGAAAGCCGAAUUUAUAGUCAGAGAUGUUAUCAAGAAGGCCAUGAUUAGAGAACCCAGAAACGCUGCCUCAGUUAUGCGCUUGCAAUUCCAUGAUUGCUUUGUAAAUGGGUGUGAUGCUUCUUUGUUGCUGGAUGAUACCCCAAACAUGCUCGGGGAAAAACUUUCCUUAUCGAAUAUAAAUUCACUGAGGUCUUAUGAAGUUAUUGAUGAAGCCAAACAAGCCUUAGAGAAGGUCUGCCCAGGUGUUGUUUCUUGUGCAGAUAUCAUAAUCAUGGCCGCUAGAGAUGCUGUUGUUCUGAGUGAAGGGCCCAAUUGGGAAGUGAAGUUGGGAAGAAAGGAUAGCUUAAUGGCCAGCCAAGAAGACGCGAACAACAUCAUGCCAAGCCCAAGAGCAAAUGCUAGCUUCCUCAUUGAGCUCUUCAGCAAAUACAAUCUCUCUGUCAAAGAUCUAGUAGCCCUAUCUGGGUCUCAUUCCAUCGGCCAAGGUCGGUGCUUCUCCAUCGUCUUCCGGUUAUACAAUCAAUCCGGCACUGGCCGACCCGAUCCCACCAUCGAACCCAAAUUCAGAGAAAAGCUAAACAAGCUUUGUCCGCAUGGUGGAGAUGAAAAUGUGACGGGAGGCUUAGAUGCUACACCCCAAGUGUUUGAUAACCAAUAUUUCAAGGACUUGGUCAAUGGGAGAGGAUUUCUCAAUUCGGAUCAAACUCUAUUUACAUACCCGAAAACUCGAAACUAUGCAAGAAUGUUUAGUAUAGAUCAAAGUGGAUUCUUUAAGGCAUUUAUUGAGGGGAUGAUCAAAAUGGGUGACUUACAAUCGGGCCGGCCGGGGGAGAUAAGAAGGAACUGUAGGGUGGUCAAUAGCCGGCCAGUGGACAUUCUGAUGGAGACUUGA